GCAUGCCAUCCCUUGGAGACUGGUGACUGGGUCUACUGUAAGGUGUUCCAACGAAAGUCUGCCUUGGAGCCCAGGUGGAAAGGUCCGUUCCAGGUCUUACUAACUACUCACACUGCAGUAAAGUGCCAAGGACUCCCAAAUUGGGUACACGCAUCUCACUGCAAGAAGGUAACGCCUCCUUUGGAUCCCAUCAGUACCCCGGCUGUUCUACAACCUCGGCUGACAACGUCAGCAGGUGAACCUAAGCAAAAACCCAAGUAUCACCUUCGAAGUCGGCAGGUUAUAUAAGGCAUCAUGACCGAUCCACAGACUAAGAUCAAACAGACUGCUCGAGUGCGGAAAUGGCUGUUGCCCUCUAUCUGGUUUAUUACCAUUCUACUGUUUUUUAUGUUUCUUUUGAACAUUUAUGACUCUUACCUACUCUCAGUUACUGCCCGAAAGACUACUUCGCUACGUCUCCUGUCAACAGAAAAACCAAAAGCCAAAACAACCACUCCACCCUACCCAAUGUGCGGGAUAGCAGUUAAAGAAAAGGGAAAAAUCACUCCCCGUUCCACUCCGUGUGACGAACAAAACCUUGCUGCCGAACAAAGGAAGAAAGUAAGAAAGUCUCGAGAAGCCUCCACUGCUAAACUCAAAACUCUUACUAUAGAGGACGUUAAAAAUUGGCCAUGGUAUAAAAGACGUUACGUAAUGUGGUAUCAGGGAGGCUCUUGUGGCCGACAGGCUUGGUCAUGUGGGGUACAUUGGUAUUUGGGAUUUCUCCCCGGUACAGCUGAUUGCAACCCACCACAGGUCCCCUGGCCAUGUUACGUCAUUCCAGAAUUACUAGACCACACUUCCACUGUUCCCCCCACGGUCCCUCCCCUAAGUAAUCCUCCCAUAGUAACCCCAUCUAUUAGUAUUUCAAACAGUCGUACCCACCUUGAGCCCCAUGCAAAUCCAUACUUACCCAAAACCUCAACCAUCAGGCAAUGGCCUAGGCCCUCUUCCACUAAUUUGUUUUCCUACUGCCUAACUAAGUUAAUUUUCUCCUUGCAGGGUCAAGUGUACCAACGGUAUGUUAAAUGGAAUGCGUUUGGUAUGGUAUCUAAUGUUACUGUUAACAGAAUAUGUUUAGCUGCUGUAGGGUUUGUUUGUGCUCAGGACAUUCCCAUCACUGAAAACCUGACUUGCACAUUACUUCAAUACACCCCUUCACACUCAAUCAACAUCACACUGGCCAAAGAGGGCAUUCAGGUACAAAGCCAACAAUUGUGGUAUGAGCCCACUGAAAACCCCCAUUUAUCAGGGUUCAGAUGGACAAUACUAAAUGCUACCUUGGGAACUGUCCAUUUCUCCAUACCUCUCACUCACUUCCAAAUUACUAGUACUUAUUCUAAUUGCUCUAAGGGUGCGGCUAUACGCCUACUAGAGCAGCAGGCUAGACUUGCAGAAAAAAGAAAAAGAAGAGAUAUUGUUGACACUCUACUGCAUGGUGCCAACACUGCAGCGUCAGCCUGGACUCUAUAUAAAACGCAGGAACAUGACAGUCAUCUGGGACAACUAGACCAAGCUCAGGGGUUUAUUUCCGGGGCUCAGAUAACUGAGGAGAAGGCCGGUAUAGGCGCACUCCAUACUAUUUCGGCACUAAGUAUUGUUACCCAGGACCUACUUAAGCAAAUGGUUCACCAGGUUGCCACAUCAGGAAAGGCAUUGCAGUGGGACCAAGCGUGUUCAGAAGUACAGGAUUAUCUUAACACUAUCCUUUUUUCCUUACGUAAGGACCUUGAACAGCAGCGCUGGCCCACUGCCCUUACUAAUACAUCAGGUAUACCCCUCGAUUUGUGGCCUUGGAGACUUACGUGGAAAUUCUCUAAAUGGAGGUGUUGGCGCUCACAGUGUUCCUUCCGGGCUUAUGGACCCGUGAAAGGAUUUUGGGCCCCCACUUACCGUAUCCUUCCAGGCCCUUGGGGUGGUUGCUUAUGGGACUGGGUAAUUCAUCGAGAUGUUUGGGAAAUUAAACCCCCUGGCGGUCCUAACCGCUUCUUAAUUGGUGCCCCAGCUAUAACCCCUGACCUUUGGAUAGGUCUAGGUGAUCUUUGGACCUAUUGGCCUUUACAACCCCCACAACUGCAAUGUUUUAGAAAAUUACACCCAGGGGAGGUAGUAACUGUUUAUCACCGAGUAUGUUGGGAAGGUCUUGGUACUUUACAAGACCUAACCUCCCAUGAUCUAUUAUCUGCUAACAGCAGUUGCGUUCAUGUUAAUUCCUCAAUCAUACACGAUGUGGCCUUUAACCUCCACACCAGCUCAGGCACUCACAACAUUUACUGGCCCGCAGAAAAGGAUUAUCAGGUUUAUUUAAAAUUUCAGGUUCCUUUUGAUUGGACCUCUGUUGUUCCUGACCGAUUCCAUUCAUUGUUAUCCCUCCUACCAGACAUUCAAUCUAUUUCACAUUUGCAAACCCAAAUUCACUACUUAGAAACUGUUUACCAAGAAGCUUUAAAUGCUCUUCAAACGGUUCAUUUGGUCUCCACCCUUUGUAUUAAAGGUGAUGUUCUGUGUCAGCUCACAAAAAGUUUUCAGUCGCCCCAAAAACACCCUUGGUAUGUAUGGCUUCUUUUUGCCAUUGGUACAGUUACCUUUGUAUGUAUUUGCUGUUGGUGUUGCUGUAAUUGCUUGUCACAUUGUACUUGCCUUAGUACAAUUUCCCGUUCCUAUCCCCCACCAUAAAUGGUCUCUAUUAACCCUGUUAGGACUGCAUCAUAUUACACACCCACCAAUGCCAGUGAUGAUAUUUAUGUUACAUUCGACAUUGAAACCCCUUCCAGUGCUCCCCAGGAAGGCAAUUCAGGCCAGGAAACAGUAAAUCAGCAAUUAAUUGAAAACAUUGCGCAGGAACUUAUGAAUAUUUCAAAUUUCGAUGAAGUGUUUGCUGCUGAGGAGAGCCCAGUAGCAGCAAACAAAGGAGGGGAUUGAUAAAGAAAGCUGACCCCAGGCCCAAAGACCGGGUCUUAAUCAAGUUAAUAAUCAUAUCAAGGCCUUAGGCCUCAAUCACA
Gopherus evgoodei (Goodes thornscrub tortoise) is the source of this 3041-nucleotide messenger RNA. RefSeq lists its product as uncharacterized. Bases 295 to 2715 code for a protein of 806 amino acids. The transcript has 2 exons. Lineage: Eukaryota; Metazoa; Chordata; Testudines; Testudinidae. The record is from RefSeq and is a predicted model, not a curated record.